Cyprinus carpio (common carp) is the source of this 1638-nucleotide messenger RNA. RefSeq names its product leucine-rich repeat-containing protein 56-like. The record is from RefSeq and is a predicted model, not a curated record. The coding region runs from base 103 to 1638 and encodes 511 amino acids. The transcript is spliced from 11 exons. Lineage: Eukaryota; Metazoa; Chordata; Actinopteri; Cypriniformes; Cyprinidae.
UAUCCAGGAAGUAGGUCCCGUUGCUAAGCAAACUCACCCGUUGUGAGGCAGAAGUGAUCGCUGGAUCCUGACAUUGAGUAUCACAGUGUUUACGCUCAGAAGAUGUCGCGUGAAUCGUCGCUGAAGAAGAGACCGGGCACAGCUCUCUCCAUCGUGUCUGAGUUCAGGGGGUCUGCUUCAUUAAACCCCAAACCUGCUGCUGAAGAGCUGCUGCUCGAUCAGAGUCUCUCGCCGGAGAAACUGAAAAUCCUCUCUGGAUCAGACGAGUUACAGGAGGUGACGUCACUGGAGAUGUGUGUCGACACCCGAGAGGAGACUCUGGACAACUUCGGAAUCCACUUGCCCAAACUUACACGGCUGAAAAUGAACAACAGUCUGAUCUCGUCUGUGCGGGAUCUGGGAACCGGUCUUUCCCUCCUGCAGGUCUUGUGUCUGGCUCGAUGUGGUCUGACCGACCUGGAGGGGAUUUCUGCUCUUUCCUCCUUAAAGGAGCUGUAUGCGGCGUUCAACAGCGUCUCAGACCUGAGUCCAGUCAGUUUGCUGGAGGAUCUGGAGCUGCUGGAUCUGGAGGAGAACGAGGUUGAAGAUCAGGCUCAGUUGUGGUAUUUGGGCCGCUGUGUGAAGCUCAGGACACUUUCACUGGAAGGAAACCCUGUGUGCACCCGCCCCGCUCCAGGAGCCUCUGAGGUCUGCGGCUACAGCUACAGGUCUGCGGUGCGUGAGCUGAUCCCUCAGCUGAUCUUCCUCGAUGACGUUCCUGUUGAAGAGGACAAACCUCAACGCUGCAGAACUUCGCUGCAGGACUGGACUCUUCUCAGAGAAUCCAUCAGAGACGCUUCGGUCAGUGACGGCCGGGAGCUCACAGAUGCAGACAAACAGCAGCCUCUGAAGAGUGUCUCAGCAGCACUCGAGGUGUUUCAGAAGCAGAGAUGUGUCAGUGUGAGCGGCGUCAGACCUGGAGAUCUGAGAAUCUCCUCCAGGAGUCUCUCCAGCCGUCCAGACAGCGCCAGACCUCUCACUUCCUGCAGCGGAUCAAGCCCAGGAUCGACCGGCUCCGACAUCGCCGUCCUGAACCACGAGGCCAGUGAUCUGAAGAACGGUGUUGGGAGAGUUCUCUGUGGGAAUCCACUACAAGCUGCUCGAGCACGAAGACAGAAAAUAAAGCUCCAAAUCUCUGGCUCUCAAACUCUUCCCAGCACACGGAUCAGCAGCUUCGUUCCUGAACACACGCUUGAGCGUGAAGAGUGCAGCAGCCGCGAUCACAGCCGUGUUCUUACUGAACUCAGGAGCUGGAGGAUUGAGCACAACAAACGUCUGCUGGUUAUUGAGAAGGAGCGGCAGCCGCAGGUGAUGAAGAUCCACCACAGCGAUGAUGAUGAUGAAGAUGAUGAUGAAGGCAGUCACAGCCAUAGUUUCAGCAGCGAUGACAUCACUAGAGACACGAGCUCUCCUGAUUGGUCCGUUCAGUGUCCCUCAGCAGAAUCUCCAGAGACGCUGAGACUCAGCUCUUCAUCAGGCUGUUCGAUGUCUCCCUCUCCUCCACCCAGAGCAGCAGCAGCGCCCCCUGCUGGCCGUAGGAUCACGCAGCUCCGCACUCGGAGGCUCAGAGCUCAUGAUGCAGACGUCAGUAAAGCGUGA